AUGUCUUCAGAAAAAUGGAAGACUUCUUAUGAUGUUAAUCGCCAAUAUAAAAAGAUAUGGCAGCAAAAGUUUUUAUGGCUUCAAAUGGUUGAAGAUGGUACCCAUAGAGCAUAUUGUAAAUGGUGUCACUGUAUUAUGAAGCCCAAAAUGACCAAUCUUGUCAAACAUAACAAAUCUUUGAAACGCAAACAAAGUACUCCGUUAAUUGAGAGUUUUACCGAUAUAAAUUUAGCAGAAGAUAUAAAAAAAGCUGAACUACGCAUCGCUUUAACUAUGACUUGCCACUGUGCUGUGCGUACUGUUGACCACUUAAAUGAAGUUUUUGUUGUUUAUGGACGUGGAAGUUUACUUGAACAUGUAAAAAUCCAUAGAACUAAGUGUAUGGGAUUGAUAAAAAAUGUUAUUUCUCCUUCAUUGAGAGAUGAUGUUGUUGAGGACUUUAAAAACAAAAAAUAUGCCUUAAUAAUAGAUGAGUCUACUGACAUUUCAGCAAACAAACAUUUGUGCAUUUUAGCUCGUUUUUUUAGUGUUUUAAAAAAUGAAAUUGUGACAAAAUUUAUGGGAUUAAUUCUAGUCCAUGAGACUACAGGAGAAAAUAUAUUUCACUUGCUUGAUCAAGAAAUAAAAAAAUGUGGUCAGAGUCUUACUAAUUGUAUUGGAUUUGCUACAGAUGGUGCAUCAAACAUGACAGGAUGUAAUAAUUCUGUUUGGACAAGAAUUAAAGAAGUUUCACCUAACUGUGUUCAGCUUAAGUGCAUCUGUCAUUCAUUAGCAUUGUGCAUUGAACACCCAGUGUCUAAAUUGCCUUCAAAUAUUGCAUUUUUAUUGUCAGAAAUACCCCAUUGGUUUUGUAAUAGCUCAUUAAGACGUGAAAAUUACAUCGAUUUGUUUAAUGUAAUAAAUGCUGCUACGGAAUCUGAGACAGCUCGAUAUGCCCCUUUACCAUUUGAAAAAUCUUCUUUUACACGGUGGCUUGCUCGUGGAAAAGAAUUUGAAAGAAUGAAUAGUCUCUUUCAGCAAACAAAAGCUGAUCCGUAUGAACUUUACAAACAAAUGAAUUUGUUUCAAAUGAGCCUUAAUCAUAGAAUUUAUGAUUUUAACAGCAAUAAGAAGAGUAUAUAUAAGGUUGACUUUGGUGCUAAAUUUAUAAAAGAAUGUGACUCUUAUUUACAAAAUUGCAAUCAUAGCAUUGACUCUAUUAAGAAAAUUCAAAAUUUAAAAGAAAGAUGCUUGUGCGUGUUAGAUGAAGCUUAUACUCAAGUAACAUCUAGACUACCAUCAUCAAUGGAGACAUUUAAAAAUUUAUCGACCUUGAAUCCAGAUAUUAUUUUAAGUAAAGAAUCAAGACCCGAUAUUUCUGAACUGCCAUUUUUACACCUAUUAAAAGAUGACUUGGGCUUAAUAGAAGAACAGUAUCGAAAAAUUCUAUUUGUAGAUUGGAAAGAAGAAGAACCAUUUAAAACAGGUGGUUUUCCAACUGAUACUGAGCAGUUUUGGCUAGGUGUUCUCCAGCAUAACACUUUUAAAAACCUUGCAAACUAUGCCUUAACUUGUUUGAUAACACCUGUUAGCAAUGCUGUUGUUGAGAGGAUAUUCUCCCUUGUAUCUGCCACUAAAACAAAAGCCAGAAAUAGAAUUUCAAUAAAUAUGUUAGAUGCUGUAGUAAGAAUAAGAUCGGAACUAAUUUUAUCUGGAAAGUGCUGUCAAGAUUUCACUAUAUCAAAAAAAAUGCUGACUAAUUUUAGUUCGGAUAUAGUAUACAAAUCCAAUAUUGGAGACUCAUCAUUUUCAGAAAAUAUUGAUGACUUUGAAGUUGAUAUAUAG
Molecule: messenger RNA, 1824 nt
Organism: Hydra vulgaris (swiftwater hydra)
Lineage: Eukaryota; Metazoa; Cnidaria; Hydrozoa; Anthoathecata; Hydridae
Source: RefSeq, a predicted model, not a curated record